This is a messenger RNA of Amblyraja radiata (thorny skate), 2380 nucleotides long. RefSeq lists its product as uncharacterized. The transcript is spliced from 20 exons. NCBI's taxonomy places the organism in Eukaryota, Metazoa, Chordata, Chondrichthyes, Rajiformes, Rajidae. The record is from RefSeq and is a predicted model, not a curated record. The coding region runs from base 115 to 1752 and encodes 545 amino acids.
CAAAGCAAAACACGGAACACUGAAGAGACGACUCGAAAAUUGAGUAAUUUUGAAGACGCACUGAAUAAUCUGCCAGACCCAAAAGAUUUUGUUUUGUGGAAUACUGUGCAGACAAUGCUUAACAAAGAGCUUGAUUAUAAUUCAAAAAUAUCUUUGCUCGCCCUUCAACCAGAAGUGAUGGAACUGGAGACGAAUGAUGAAGGUCAAAAGGUGCCUUCAGCACAGCGAGUCCCAGCCUUAACUGCCUUGCAUCAACUGUCUCAAUUGCCAACCCUACAUGAGAGUCUUAAAAUCAGAGUAGAUUUGCUGGAAGAGGAACUCAAACGCCAAAUGGAGGAAUUAGAAAAGAAAGGUGUUCCUGAUGAUCUGUUGAUGAGAUUGGACUUACUCGAGAAUGGAGCGCAAAUCCAGCAGAAUGAAAAUAGUCAGGAUAGAGAAUUGUUGGCAGCCCUCAAGAGGAAGUUGGAAGAAAUGGAAGAAGACUUUGAAGGCCGCCUUGCUGUGUUGCAGGCUGACCACGAUGAACUCCAGGGUAUUCUUGAAAAGUUGGACCAACUUGAGGAAAAGAAGGUUGACAAAGAGUUUUUGGAAAUGGAGAUUAACGGGAAAGCCGACAAAAAGUCAUUAGAAUCGAAAGUGAGUCGAACGCUUCUUGACGCAACGGCACAGCAGUUGAACGCAAUGAUGCAGGAGCUGUUAAAUAAGGUGUGCGCGCAAGAGAAGGACUGGCAGAAGGUGCUGGAGAAACUUCUUUGUGACAUGGAUUGCAAGCUGGAUCGAAUGGAGUUGGAUCCUCUAAAGAAACAGUUGGAGGAUCGAUGGAAACAGCUGAAAAAACAACUGAGAAACGGCCCGGGAUUUGAGGCCGAUUCUGCAGCUGGAUUCAGAAAACAGUUGCUGGAGCGAUUUAAGUGCCUUUCCUGUGCCAAAUCUACAAGGAUGAUGCCCGGGCCACACCUGAUCACAAUAGCAGCAUCAGCAUUGCAUCCUAGAAUACGUCCAACCACCGCACCUGAACUGGAUUCUCUGAAGCAACAAAGGGGAAGUAUGACCAAUGAUUACUACGAGAGCAUGGGCAGAAGUUCGAUUCGACCUUGCGGUGGCAGUCACACCGUCACGGGCCCGGUCAGCAGGCGGAAUGGCCGUGGUAUAAAUUAUCAAACCGUCUACCAGUACGGUGACCCUAGCCCACCAUACCGACGGGAAGAGGUUGAGCUUCAAGGCAUUGAUGGCGUAAUGUACAAGGGGCGGCUCGAUCCCAAGCUUCCGACAAUAUAUCAGAUGCAAGAUGAGGAGCCAUUGGAGAAGAAAAUGAGUGGAGGGAAACAGCAAGUCGCUCGGCCAGAAGCUCCUCCUGUUUCUCCAAAAUGUGUUUACUGCAAUCAAACUUGUAUGGGCCCACGUCCUCCUGAUCCAUGUCAACAGAGGUCCAUGGCACAAGACACCUCCAACAUUUGCCGAUGCCUAGCAUCUGCGGCCCGACCUGCUGAUGCAGAUAUGAUGCAGCAGAGGCCCACGUCACAGGAUAUCUCCAACAUUUGUCGAUGCCUAGCUGCAAUGUGCGCUCCACAAGAUUUCGGAAACGCAGCUGGGCUAAUGCAUGGCACAGAAAUCGUAUGUCCGAAGCAUCAAGAUCAAGAACCUUUAAGUCAAUGCCCAGGGAGAGGUCCGGUGAAAGUGUUUUGCCCUCCUCAGAAUGGAACUGAAGAAGCUGUUCGUUUGGCCUCUGCCAACGUCAAUUGUGCAAAAUGAACUGCUCCUGCCACAUGAGCAAGGGAUGCAACCUCAGUAAGAGACAGCAACCCUAUACGAUCGUGCUCUGGUGUUUGAAAGUUAAAGGAAUGUGAAUUAGAGAGAAGAAUUUGUUCGUAUCUCAACAAUGGACCUGAAGAAAAAGAUAUGUGAUUCUAACCUGAAUUACAUGGAACAGGAUUUUCGUCCAGUGGAGCAUUUUCCUUUAUUAAAUAUAAUUAGUAUUCCAGUUACUUGGAACAGUUUGAGAUCACCAGCUAUCUGGCUAACAGGAGGAAUUAAUAAAAAAUCUUCACCGAUGGAAAGAGACAGCGUUACUUUACAUCUGUAGCUCACGAGGUUUAUUUCUGUUCUUGUUUAGUUUAGAUAUACAGCGCGGACACAGGCCCUUCGGCCUGUGAAUAUUAGAAAUUGGGGUACUUGGGAAAAUGGAAGAUGUCGGUGAAAAGAUCUGUGAAACCUGCUUGACAUAAUUUGCAGGGAGUUGCAGAACCAUGUGACAUAGAUGGCUGGAGGGAGUCUGAAACCUAGGACGGGGUUGCAGACAAAGAUCCUAUAGCGGAGCAAGAUAGACCACUCCUGCUAAAUGCAAUGGGCUGACGCAACGGAACGGGACGUGGGCCUUUUU